AACAAAAGUAAGGAGUGAUUGUUGGCGCUGGCGUCGUUGACGUUUCUUACGUUUCUUAGCGUUUCUUUUCUUUAUUCUGAUUACCCCAUUAUCCUAUCAGAAACGCUUUGCAGUUGCCGGGCGAGUGCUUCCAUCCCGAUUUGCAUCUGCCUGGGUUUCCUUCCGUGUUUCUUGCACGUUUUGUGAUCGAGCGCUCUUCGUCGACAUCCCAGCGAGAAUGGUCGUGGCACUACGAGGGUUUCGCGGCUUUGUCCGGCUCUUCGUGAUGAGGCCCCAAAACCAGAAGAACUUGGGAUCCGUUUGCAAGCUUUACUCUUCGCAGGCGCAAAGGCAGAGCUCUGAUGUUUCUCACGUGACCGUGACACCAGAAUUCCUUCGCGGUCCGGGCCUAGGGGAGCCGGUUGUCCCGGUGUCGUGGCCGCGCGGUACACCGGUGACUCCAUUGCAAGGGCUCGCUCGGAGGCAGAACGAGGUGUUGGUGCCCUGCCUGUCCUUCCAAAACCUGAGCACUGCCACUCGCACCGAAACCAUCAACGCCAACAUGACGCUUCGGCUGACCAGCAAACAGCCGCUGCUUUGCGAAGCCCAGGGUGUCGUCAGCAGUCGCGAACACUCUAAUCCGGUUCGGGACAACACGGCACCGACUAAGGGCCACAACAUACCUGCGACCACGAGGGUGGAGGCGGUGAACGAUGCAAAUGCCCGCCAGAAUCCCCUGGUGGUGGUGCUGGCAUGGAUGAAGGCCAAGGAUGCACAUCUUCAGCGUUACCACGACCUGUACAUGGACCAGGGCUUCGACGUACUUACGGUGAAGACCGACCCGAUGCAGCUGGCCUUCCCAACCAACAAGGGUUCUCAGUACAUAGCACAGAUGGUGCUGGAUUUUCUGCUGAACAACCCCAACUACGCUCGCCUCGUGGUGCACGCCUUCAGCGUGGGAGGGUACCAGAUGGGCGAGAUCCUCGUCCGCAUGCGCAAGGGAGGCAGUCGCUACCUAGACCUGGCGCCCCGGUUCAAGGCGCAGGUCUACGACAGCCUGGUGGACUACACGGGCAUUCCCACGGGCUUCCCGACAGCACUCACCAAGAGCCAGUUCCUGCGGAAGGUUCUGGAGAUCAUGAUCCGCGUGCAGAGCGUCAUCAUGUACCCCAUGUCCACCGUUCACUACAAGGCCGCCUCCAGGGCCUUCCACGACAACCCGCUCAUGUGUCCUGCACUCAUGAUCAACUCCAAGGAAGACCAGGUCAGCGGACUGGAAGACAACAUCAGGGUAGCUGACUGUUGGCGGAAGAAGGGCCUGGACGUGGCCUUCUGCACGUUUGACGACUCGAAGCACGUGCAACAUAUGGGCAAGUACCCGGAUCAGUAUGUGAACGAGGUGCUCCGUCUGCUACGUAAGGUCCAGCUAGCGGCUUAGGACGUUAACUGCGCAAUAUUCGCUGACGUGCUUCAGUAUGUGCCUCUUGUGCGAAGGCGGGUUGGGACACGCUGCCGUGGAUUUUUGGGGGUUGUAAUCCGUUUUGUGUGUUUGGCGCUGUACGAAAUAUGCUAUCAUAUACACUUUUUUCAAUUGAAAGGCAAAUCAUUUACAAGACAAGCAGUAAAUGGAAAUGAAUAAAUGCAAGCUUUUGGUCGCCAUAGUUACAUUUUGACCAGGGCCUAGUCAGUUUACCAAGAGCCUGUUGCAUGCUCAGAAAUCUGAAAGACAUGUCGCAGCGUCCGGAUUCUUGGCCACCUUCCCCGACUCUUGACUAUCUUCGAUUUGUCAGAGGGGUGCAGACUCCCAAAAAAUAGUGGAAACCACCAAGAUAAUCUGGUGUUCGCUGAUCAUCCGGAAGUGGCUUUGCCAUUUGGUAAACAACAUGUUAAGUCUGUCUUUUGUAUCAUUAUUUCGUUGUGCAUGAUGUUUUUUGCACACUUUUAAUAAGCUUUCUUAGUAACUUAUAUGGUGAUUUGGGUAUGAAAGCAACUUUCAUUUGCUUGUCAGAACAUGGUGGCAGUUUAUACUCUUCCUCUUUAAGGAUGCACUCAUCAUGGUAAUGUGUCGCCACUCUCAACUGAAAAUAAAUAGAACUGAAUGCUGAUCCCUCAGUCAUUUAUUUUUCCAAGGGGAGAAGGAACUUUCCUUGGAAGGUCUAAAGGAACCAAAGGCAAAACAGUCACCUGUUAGUGUACCAAUGCCCUCAUUUACUUUGUAGCAUUCCCACUUUAUCGAGAUGCCCAUUGAGGCUGGCUAAACAUACAUUGAACACAUUAAUUAUUCUUAUACUUCUUUUUUGUUAUUUUUUUCUUUAGUAAUACAAAUGUAUUAAAGGAUUAGCUUGUGCUUUUCAUUGUACUCUACUAAUAACCUAAGUCUACAAUAGGUGUUAGUCGAAUCUGGCAGCAACUGUCAGUCACAUAAGCAAAAAGCUUUUUGUCAGAAAAAUGCUCGAAAUAAUGAUUGAAUAAAAGGAGUCAGCAAUGGGUAUGUUUGCUUCACGUCUGUAUUUCACUUGGGCAGCGCUUCUAAGUCGUCUCAGCAUCGUAGUGCUGCUCUAGAACAGCGCUAUGUUAUGUAUUAAUCCUUAUUUUAUGCGAUGUGUUUUUAUGUAGACGCCUUAUAGUUCUAGCGGGAAUUAUUUUGUCCGUUGUACUUUUUUGUGUAUACGCUGUUACCUGUGAUUUCAAGUAUCAUCAAAUAAAGGGUGACUGGUCGACAUUUUUAAUUCACAAAA
This is a messenger RNA of Ixodes scapularis (black-legged tick), 2717 nucleotides long. RefSeq names its product transmembrane protein 53. NCBI's taxonomy places the organism in Eukaryota, Metazoa, Arthropoda, Arachnida, Ixodida, Ixodidae. Bases 218 to 1417 code for a protein of 399 amino acids. Gene Ontology annotation, molecular function: serine hydrolase activity. The record is from RefSeq and is a predicted model, not a curated record. The transcript has 3 exons.